UUGCAAUUAAAUUUACACGUCGCGAUUGUAAGAUUGGAUACAUCAACGAAAAAGAAUAUCAGUACGACAAAUAGAGAUCAUUAUCACUAAACGUAUGGAUUCAAAACAUAUUGAUGGAGAAACUUUGGUGAAUACAAUAACGACCGGCGUUGCUCGUGUAGUCAGUGCCAUCAAGUCAUCGCUUUCCGGUUCCGCGUCCUCUUUCGACCACGCCGCCACAGCGCCUAGCGGGAAAUGUUUAAGUCAGACAUUUAAGCGUUUGAACGCGGAAGAUGUCAAUGGCGGAGACACUUUUGAAAACAUCGAGUUUGUUUCUGUAGUCCGUAAUGAGCACACACACCAGCAGGAAUAUGGUGCCCAAAACGAAAGAACAGCGAUCAAUUCUAACUUGCAAACAGGGCCUUCUCGCCCAAAGAAUGAGGCAUGUUCUGAGACAUCUUCAAGAUGUACGAAAUUAACUAAGAUGAUCUCGGAUGUAACCAACGCAUCUGACUGUGGCACAGCAAUUGCUGCUGCGAAUAUGAAGUAUAAAUUACGACCGAACACAGUGACACAUGAUAACCGGAAAUACGGCAUUACGGGUAUGCAUGAUCGCUUCAAGGAUACAAUCAUAAAUCUCGACCACCUUUCAAAAUGUGAUACACCUCCAAAGUUAAGGUUAGGGUUAAACUCAUCAAUCCCUGACCAGGACCUACGAAGAAAGAACAGAGAGCACUCUAUAUCGAGUAAUAAUAACUGCAGUUCGCAUAAUUACGAGGGUCUUUGGGAUUCCGCAACCGUAUCAAGAGCCUCAUACGAAGCAAUAGCGAACUCUACUGCGUCUUCCAUAGCGCUACAUCCCAUAUCUUCACUGGAGAAAAGUGGAAGCCCGCUGACGAAAUCUCCGUCAUUGACAGACCUUUCAAUAUUGACUCAAUCAUUCACCGGAUCUGGUUAUUCGCCCAGUGCUUUAAGGAACUCGCUCGUUUCUGAUUACUCUAGUUAUUUUGACAAAAAACGAAAUGAAUUAUCUAAGUCCUUUCACAAGAAACGAAAGGAAUUAUCAAAAUCCUCAGUUAUCCACAACAGCAACCGAGAAUUCGAGGAUGAUCUCAAGUUUCUUUCAGGAUGCGGCGACAAAACAUCUACACCAGAUCGGCCCAUGUUUGAACAUCGUCCAGACGCUGUAUUCAUCACGGAUCUAUUUCAGAAACCCACGCUAACGGUACCGCGAUCGCUCCCGCCGUCUCUCUCCAAAGUGAGAUCUUCCGGUCUUGAAUUAUCACCCAUAACCAACCUUUCGCUGGUUGGAUCGGACAUUAGUACCAACAGAACAAAUCAGGCACGUCGUAGUCUAAAAUUCGACGACGAAAUCGCGACCCAUGGACACAGAACACCAAUCGUUGCAGACCACCGAAGGUCUUUUUCAGAUAUUUUUGUUCCCAAGCUUUCUGGCCAACAUACACUGGCUCACAUCAAUUGUACACAAAAGACCUACCCUGUGAUAGACACAAUAGAAGGCGAACUCGGCCUGCACAGGCUACAGCCUCCCGUUGUUUAUUACAAUGAAUCUUAUAACCAAUCUAUUUUUUCCGGAUACCCCUACAGUGACACUAGUUCAGGAUCUAUAGCCAAGUGUUUCCCACGCUUAUUGAAUGCGGUUUUAAAACCGACUUUUCGGACUGAAGAACGCAGGGAAAAUCCGAACCAGGUAGGAACUUCAGGCAAACGAGAAGCCAGUGAUGGAAAAACAUGGCACAAACCCCAGUUUAGAGACGAAGCCGAUGAAGCGGCGUUUUAUCUUGUCACCAAGUAUCUCGAAAACCCAGACAUGAAGUGGUGAAAUGUUGUUUAAUUCUAGUUGUUUUCUUAUUACAUAAAGGAUAUUUGUUGGA
This is a messenger RNA of Dreissena polymorpha, 1874 nucleotides long. RefSeq lists its product as uncharacterized. Lineage: Eukaryota; Metazoa; Mollusca; Bivalvia; Myida; Dreissenidae. The record is from RefSeq and is a predicted model, not a curated record. The coding region runs from base 95 to 1822 and encodes 575 amino acids. The transcript is spliced from 2 exons.